AUGGGUUCUGUCUCUAUGGCUUCAUUGAAUAGUCUUCCAAAUGAACUCUUGGCCCAUAUCUUGUCCUUUUUUUCAACGAAAAAAGCUGCGUCAACCUCAGUUCUCGCCAAGAGGUGGAGGACUUUGUUUGCUGUCCGGGAUAAUCUCGACUUUGACGACUCCGACUUUGUCCACCUGGAAGUGGGUGAACAGGACAUGGACAACAUUCAAGAGAGUUUCAGGUCUUUUGUGGAUAGAACAUUGGAUAUGCAAGGUGUUGUCCCUCUCAACAAGUUCUCACUUAAAUGUGGAGAUAAACAUGGCGAGGAUCAUGUUGAUCGCUGGAUAAAUAAAGCCCUGGAACAUGGUGCCGUUGAGCUUCAUCUACUCUUAACCGAUGAUAUGCGGAGUUUUUUGCCAUCCAAGUUAUUCAUCAACAAAACAAUGGUGAAGCUAACAUUGGGAACAGAACUUAGCAUCGAUACCAUUCCUCCUGAUACGUUUCUUCCAGUGCUUAAGAUCCUCUUCCUUGAUUCAGUUUGCUUUGAUAGAAGAGAGUUCUUUGAUUUGCUUCUUGCUGGUUGCCCUGCACUUGAAGACUUAACCAUAGAACACAAGUAUUUUCCAGGGACGCCACAAGUCAUUUCCUGCAAAACCAUCAAGAGACUCUCUAUCAUCUCUAGAUUCGAUGAAGAAGUUGAUUGGUUUAGCUUUGUAUCACUUGAUGCACCAAAUCUUGUCAACCUCAUCUACUCUGAUUAUGCUCGCCGUACGUACCUUCGUUGUAAUUUGGAGUCACUUGUCAUAGCUACACUGGAUCUUCAUUUUGUUGAACAUGUCGAUCUUGAGGUGUCAUUUGAACCGAAUGUGACGGAUCUCAUGAAUGCGGUAAGCAACGUCAAGGUCCUUCAAUUGACAGGUUCUGCUGCUGAGGUGAUUUUGAGAUGCUGCAAAGGUGGACUACCCGUGUUCAAGAACCUCCUUGGGUUAGUGUUUUUAGGUAACAGUGAGCGAGUUUGGAAAGAGCUACUGCCACUUCUGCUCCAGCAUUCUCCAAACCUAAAUAAUUUGUACCUCUCGUCUCUCAUGUUACCUUAGGGUCUGGAUCGUUGCACAUAUGCACAUGAGUUCGAUGGGAUUCGCAUUCCCACAAACAACAAAGUAACAAUGUUGCGCAUCUCAUGUUAUGGAGGCACUGAAAACGAGCUGAAGCACGUCAGCCAUUUAUUACUGACGAUGGAGCACCUCCAAGUGGUGGAAGUCUACAUUUUAAAGACAGUGGCUGACUCCAAAAAGGUGCAACUCAUAGAGGAUUUACUGAAGCUGCCCACAGAUUCAUCCAGUCUCCUGAUGAUGAAGAUCAUUUGAUCAUCAUUAUCAAUUUAUCAUUUUGGUCAUUAAACUAUGGCUUCUUGAACUUGGAUAAGUGUCUUUCUUAUAUUAU
This is a messenger RNA of Camelina sativa (false flax), 1423 nucleotides long. NCBI's taxonomy places the organism in Eukaryota, Viridiplantae, Streptophyta, Magnoliopsida, Brassicales, Brassicaceae. The record is from RefSeq and is a predicted model, not a curated record.